Messenger RNA from Epinephelus moara (kelp grouper), 4259 nucleotides. RefSeq names its product MAGUK p55 subfamily member 3-like. Gene Ontology annotation, molecular function: protein binding. The coding region runs from base 300 to 2150 and encodes 616 amino acids. The transcript is spliced from 18 exons. The record is from RefSeq and is a predicted model, not a curated record. Lineage: Eukaryota; Metazoa; Chordata; Actinopteri; Perciformes; Serranidae. Gene Ontology annotation, cellular component: plasma membrane; cell-cell junction.
CAGAGAGCAUCAGAGAUGUGAAGGGAGGAGGGUGGUUAGGGGAGGGGCUGCGAGAGGCAGAGAAAGAGAGGCGGACAGUCAGCAGCAGCAGCAGCAGCAGCAGGUUUGUGAGAGCAGCAGAACAGAGGAGGAGGAGGAAGAAGGAAGGAGGAGGAGGAGGACUCAGAGCGAGAGAAACAGUGUGGCUGCAGUCAGGAGGGACACAAACACUGAGAGAGAGAGAGAGAGAGAGAGAGGGAGAGAGAGGAGGAGAUACAGAGAGAAGAGAAGGUUUCCUCCCCUCCUCACCCCACUGACCCAUGAAAGAAGCCAUGCCGGUCCUCACAGCAGGAGCGGGGCUACACGAAACGUUGGCCCUGCUGACCUCUCAGCUGCGGCCUGAUGCCAAUCACAAAGAGGACAUGGUCUUCCUCAAAGAUGUCUUCAGUGAGAGGAGCUUGGGAUACCUCAUGAAGAUUCAUGAGAAGCUGAGACAGUAUGAGAGACAGAGCCCAACGCCCGUCCUCCACAGUGCCUCUUCUUUGGCAGAGGAUGUGGCAGAGGAGCUGCAGAGCGGACCAAUGAGCACAGAGGAAAAGGAGCUGCUGCACCUGCUGACAUCACCACAUCUCAAGGCUGUUCUCUCGGUGCACGACACCGUGGCUCAGAAGAACUUUGAUCCAGUGCUGCCACCGCUGCCGGACGACUUUGAGGAUGAGCUGGAGGAAGAGUCGGUGAAGAUUGUCAGGCUGGUGAAGAACAAAGAGCCUCUGGGAGCCACCAUCAGGAGGGAUGAAGCUACUGGGGUGGUGAUCGUGGCUCGGAUCAUGAGAGGAGGUGCAGCCGACCGAAGUGGUUUGGUCCAUGUUGGAGAUGAACUCAGGGAGGUCAACGGAGUCUCUGUAGUCCACAAGAGGCCCGAUGAGAUCAGUCAGCUGCUGUCCCAGUCCCAGGGCUCCAUCACUCUAAAGAUAAUCCCUGCCAUUAAAGAAGAGGACCGACUGAAGGACAGCAAGGUGUAUAUGAGAGCCUUGUUUGAUUACAUCCCGCUGGAAGACAAAGCGACGCCUUGCCAAGAAGCGGGACUUCCCUUCAAGCGGGGAGACAUCCUGCAGGUCGUGACCCAAGAUGACCCCACGUGGUGGCAGGCAAAGCGCGUGGGAGACAGCAACCUGCGGGCUGGACUCAUCCCUUCCAAACAGUUCCAGGAGAGGCGACUGGCCUACAGGAUGAAAAUGGGCACUCUCCCGAAUCCAAAAUCCCCUAAAAAGCCUGUCUAUGACCAAGGAUGUGAUAAAGAGGACUGUGACUGUGAGGGCUAUUUCAAUGGACAGUACAUAGCUGGUUUACGGAGGAGUUUCCGGCUUAGUCGUAAGGAUAGACAAGGAUCCUCCGGAGAGGGCUCUGAUCCAGGAGACCCUGACUUCCUGACUUAUGAAGAGGUGACCCGCUACCAGCAGAGGCCCAAUGAGAGGCCGCGUCUGGUGGUUCUGAUUGGUUCUCUGGGAGCACGAAUCAAUGAACUCAAACAGCGGGUGAUUGCUGAAAACCCACAUCGUUUUGCAGUGGCUGUACCACAUACCACCAGGCCCAAGAAGCCUCAUGAGAAGGAGGGUGUGGAGUACCACUUUGUCACCAAACAGCAAUUUGACGCAGAUGCUUUAAACAACAAGUAUGUUUACACUGUGACUGUGUCACUUCUGUGUCUUUAUGUGAUUUGUACCCUGCUGAAAGUUUUGUUGUUUCUCCGUAGAUUCAUAGAGCACGGGGAAUACAAGGAGAACCAGUACGGCACGAGUAUAGAGGCUAUCCGCUCUGUACAGGCAAAGAAUAAGAUGUGUAUAGUGGAUGUGCAGCCAGAGGCCCUGAAGAGGCUGCGGACAGCAGAGUUCAAGCCCUAUGUAAUAUUCGUCAAACCCCGUGUUCCUGAGAGCAGACGUCGCCGCAGUGCUGCCACUUCACCAGGAGGGGGAGAGCAUGGACGCGUUACAGACGAAGACCUCCAGGAGAUGCGUCAGUCUGCCAUUCAGAUUGAUCAGCAGUAUGGACACCUGGUGGAUCGGGUCCUGAUCAAGGAGGACUCAGCCAGUGCCUGUGCAGAACUGCGAGGUAUCCUGGAGAGGCUGGAGCGGGAGUCCUUCUGGGUGCCUAUCAGCUGGGUGCGGACCUAAACUUUCCUCCCCUCCUGCAUCUUCCAGAAGAACUUCACAGCCAGCCCACCCAAAUCCUGCACUGGUCCUCCCCUAAUGAGCUGAUCCCCGCCCCCACCCCGCCCCCCUAACAGGCCUGCUGGCCAGCCUGGGAGUCUGCUGAACUCUCUUAAACUGACUGAUGCAGGGCUGGUCAGACAGCCAUCAACUGUGGCACCAAAGGGUGAGGAUGAUGCCAGAGGAACACCUCGUUAUCUGGGGUAUUGCAGCAGAUCGACAGCUCUCUUGGCCCAGAAAUCACAGUCUUACUGUCACUUCAAGUCGUAUUUAUUCAGGUUCGGUUUUAAUUUAUUCGUCGACGUCAAAGACAAAGGACAGAUGCAAGUUUGUAGUUAUAGAAGUGUUUUAUUCCUCACACUGUCACUCUUUCUAGCUGUGUUGCUCACUAGAGUGUGGCAGGUUUGGGAUCCCACUCAGAGGAUUGCUCAGUCAGUCAGCUUUAUCGUGACUCUUGUUGGAGUACCUUUAGUAGCAUGUUUUUUUAGGUUUACAGUUUUAUUCAACUCAAUGCCAAUCGCAGAAUGCUUCCUGUUAAUUCUUACUGCUCAUGCACCCUGUACAGUAUAAGAACCAAGCAUACAUUCAGCAGAACAGGAGAAAUAAUCAUGUAAAGUCAAGUGAAUGCCAUUUGUUCUUUUUGCUAAAUAUAAUUUCCACACAAAACAAAAUAUUCAAAUGGAAUGUGAGAACUUUAUUUUCUACGAUUCAGUUUGUUUUUAGGAAACGCAUGAAAACUGAUUAUUUAAUCUCAGAUGUAAAUACUGUAAAUGUUUACUCCUCGUGUGCCAACGAAAGAUCUCGUAGCACUUCAAUGCAACCUGUUUACCUUUGAUCCCUUGGAACCCACAUCUGUUUGUGUGUAGAAUAACGCCGUGCACAAAGUAUGUGUGGAUGGAUGUCACAAUGUAUGUUUACGUACACCAACCUGAGAUGCUCCUUUUACGUACAGGAAUGGGUUUUGUACAGUUUCCUUGCACAUAUCUGUAUUUUUGACUGCUGAAGAAGAGGCAGGUACUAGAUGUCUGUUUUCUUUGAUAAUCAGGGUUUUGCUUUAUUGAUGUCAGAAAUGGUUUGGAGACGAGAGACCUCAUAUCCACUGAUUUCAAAUCAGAAUUGAAACAAUUUGACGAUAAAUUGAUUAACAGAUAAUUAUUAGUAACUGUUGGUUAAUUAAUUUAUCAAGCAUAAAUGCCAAAUAUUCUCUGCUUGCAGCUUCUUAAUUGAAAGGACUUCAUCUUGUCUUUUCUUUUGUGAGGGCAGACAAAGUUUUGAGUGUUGGUUAACAUGCCCCAUAUGUACAUUGACAGAGUUCUUGGUUGUAGUAACUGUUCCUUGUCUCUCUACUGGGUGUGCAAACAUCCCAUCCUAACACAAGUGUAAUGAAAGUGAUGGGGGACUAAAUCCACAGUCCUCAUUCCAUGUACAAAUGCAUUCAGAAGUUAAGCCCAAGCUUAUACAGGGCUGAAGCCAAGUGAGCCAAAUCAAGUCGGUUGGUUCCAAAGUUACUGUCCCUCUGCAAAGGCUGGCCAAACAAAAAGUUUGUACUAACUUUGAAAGGGAAACACAUAGCUAACUCAGACUGCUGACACCUCAGCUGAACUUCACUAAAUGUUAGACAGAGGAAGGAUUUUGUCCCUCAUCGCUUUAUACUGAAAUUGCUUAGGAAAGGAGCUUUUCGCAGACAGCAUGGAGAGGAGAAACUAUUACAGCCACCAAAUGUUCACAUAGGCAGAACCUAUCACUCCUACACUGUAUGUGUGCAGUUAAAAUGAAGCUGCUUCCAGAUCCUUGGUUAUUUUUCUAAACAUGCAAUGUUCUCUUGAUCUCUUCAUGUUCUGUAUGAACCAAGAAACCCAGAAUGUUGAGUUGUAAUGUGACCUGUACAAAGUGCCAUAAUAAAGCUAGCUGAGUCAAAUGUUUGGUAUCUGACCAGAAUAAUUCUUUUUUUAGUGUUUGCAAUACAGUGUUUGCUCCUCUGCCUAUGAAAGCCUGCAGUUUCCUCUGACAUUGAUGUGUGUGUGUUUACCUUACAGCUGUUCUUGGCUUCAGUGGAGUUCAUUUAAAUGCCUC